CGUUUUUUUGGUUACAAAGCAGGCGCAUCUCUGAACUUGAGGGAAAAAGAAAAAAAAAAAACCUACCCCUAACCUCUCGCCGUCAAACCCCUUCUGAAAGCUAGAGAGCACGCCAUCACCAGGGCCGUCAAACCCCCUCUGAAAUCUAGAGAGCACGCACGCACGCCAUGGGAGGCCUCAAGCUCCCCAUCCCCGGCCAACGCAACGUCCUCAUCACCAGCGCGCUGCCGUACGUCAACAACGUCCCUCAUCUCGGCAACAUCAUCGGCUGCGUUCUCAGCGCCGACGUCUUCGCUCGCUACUGCCGUCUCCGGGGAUACAACACCGUCUAUAUCUGCGGCACCGAUGAGUACGGCACCGCCACCGAGACCAAAGCCAUGGAGGACAAGUGUAGCCCCAAGGAGAUCUGCGAUAAGUACCACGCGAUUCAUCGGCAGGUGUAUGACUGGUUCAAUAUAAGUUUUGACGAAUUCGGGCGAACUUCGACGCCGGAGCAGACGGAGGUGUGCCAAGCCAUUUUCAAUAGGCUGCUGGAGAAUAAUUGGCUCUCUGACAACACGAUGCAGCAGCUCUACUGUGAUACUUGCACACGGUUCUUAGCCGACAGGCUCGUGGAGGGGACGUGCCCAACGCAAGGUUGUGAUUAUACUUCUGCAAGAGGAGAUCAGUGUGAGAACUGUGGGAAGCUUUUAAACCCUACCGAAUUAAAGGAUCCAAAGUGCAAGGUCUGUAAGUCGACUCCACGGAUUCGUGAUACAAACCAUUUGUUUCUGGAAUUGCCUUUGCUGAAGGAUAGGUUGGAAGAGUAUAUUAAUAAAAUGUCAGUGGAGGGGUCUUGGAGCCAGAAUGCCAUUCAAGCGACAAAUGCGUGGCUCAGAGAGGGGCUUAAACAACGGUGUAUCACCAGGGAUCUGAAGUGGGGGGUUCCAGUUCCACAUGAUAACUUCAGGGACAAGGUUUUCUAUGUGUGGUUUGAUGCGCCUAUUGGAUAUGUUUCAAUUACUAAAUGCUACACUCCAGAUUGGGAGAAAUGGUGGAAGAAUCCAGAGGAUGUGGAGUUGUAUCAGUUUAUGGGCAAAGAUAAUGUGCCAUUCCACACGGUGAUGUUUCCUUCCACGCUUCUUGGAACUGGUGAAAAUUGGACUUUAAUGAAGACAAUUAGUGUUACUGAAUACUUGAACUAUGAAGCAGGAAAGUUUUCCAAGAGUAAAGGGAUUGGAGUAUUUGGAAACGAUGCCAAAGAUACAAACAUUCCUGUUGAAGUAUGGCGAUAUUACUUGCUAACCAAUAGGCCCGAGGUGUCGGAUACAUUAUUUACAUGGGCGGAUUUGCAAGCGAAGCUCAACAGUGAAUUGCUGAAUAAUUUGGGCAACUUCAUUAACCGAGUUUUGAGUUUUGUUGCCAAACCUUCAGGUCAAGGAUAUGACUCCAUUAUUCCAGAUGGUCAAGAUGCCAUCUCUGAUCCUUUGACAGAGAAAAUAGCUGAGAAAGUGGGUAAAUAUGUGGAGCAAUAUGUAGAGGCCAUGGAGAAGGUAAAACUAAAGCAAGGACUCAAACUAGCAAUGAGCAUUUCUAGUGAAGGGAAUGCAUAUCUGCAAGAAAGUCGGUUCUGGAAGCUUUACAAGGAAGACCAACCUCGCUGCUCCAUUGUUAUGAGAACUGCAGUGGGGCUAGUGCAUCUUCUUGCUUGCUUAUUAGAACCCUUCAUGCCAUCUUUUUCUGUUAAGGUAUUUAAGCAGCUUAAUCUGCCUCCUGAGACGCACAUAUCACUUUGUGAUGAUAAAGGUGAUACUGAUAGGGCAAGACGGCCAUGGGAGAUUGUACCUAGAGGUCACAAGAUUGGGAAACCAGAGCCGUUGUUCAAGGAAUUGAAUAAUGAUGAAGUAGAUUCUCUAAGGAAGAAGUUUGCUGGAAGUCAGGCCGAUAGAAAGGAAAGGGAAGAAGCUGAAGCAGUGAAGUUGGCUGAGCAGCUCAAGAAAUCAAAAGUUUCAGACAAGAGUGGAAUUUCCAUGAGUUUUCUCGGAUUAGUAUCUAAUUUAUGUGUUUGUUGGUCUGGGACAGAAUCGGAAGGUAUGCGUCCUUUGCAACCUGAAGCCAGCGACCAUACAGCAUAUUAAAUCACACGUGAUGGUUCUUUCUGCUUCAAAUAGUGACCAAACCGCAGUAGCAGCCCCUGAACCUUAUAAUUAGUAUCUGCAUUAUUUGUUUCCAUGGCUUCACAUAACUAAUCAAACCUGCUAAAUUUUGGCUCUGAAUCUUGAUAGUAAUGUAGAAAUUGUUGGGUCUAGAAAGCUAGUGCUUCUAAUAACAGGAGUUAUAACAGCAUAAUAUUUCAAACUUUGACAUGCCAAAUUACUUUGACCAUAGUUUUUUAUCAUAAGAAUGGGUUUUAUUUAUUUAUUUUGUUAAUUUUUUUUAUUGCUGGCCUCCCCAAGUGCUUUCUUGGAUGAAGUUUUGUGAAGCCACAUGCGAUAAUUUCUCUUUCUUUGUUCUGUUCUUGGGCCUUUGUUUUCAAUGACUUUCUGUCUGUCCAUCUAGUAGGAUGUACUUAGAAAACCUAUUACACAGUAAUAUAACUAUGCCACAAUAGUGGGCUCAUGGCUACCGUAGAAUUGGCCAGCACUGAAAAUCAUAUGACUGCCAGAAACCGACUCUUUACAGCGACUACUGCAAAAACUUCUCUGUACCCAAAUUCUUCCUCAAGCAGUCAGUGCAUAAGUUUAUCUGUUUGCAGAGUUUCAGACAAUCUUAGACGUCCAUGCAUGAAUCGAUUUAUACACUGUUUUAUUCCCGAUUGGGGCAUCUUUCAGGUUGAGUUGGUUGAUUCACCAAUAUCUGCUCAAGUUGGGGAGAGAAUUACAUUUCCGGGGUUCGAAGGUGGGCCUGAUGAUGUGUUGAACCUUGAGCAGGUCUGGGAGACCCUGCAGGGUAGAAUUGCACAGUAACACUGAGCUAGUUAGGUGCUACAAAGAUAUUCCCCUCACUACAUCAGCUGGCGUUUGCACUGUUAAAUCUAUUCGUGGUGGCUCAAUUAGGUAGAAGUGGCAUUAAUUCUGUUGCAAGGAAAAGAAGACUUCUUUUUCAUGAUUUUGUGUGUAGAUUAAGAGUACUAUAUUAUUCAGACAGAGUACUAUUUUUGGUAGAGUCAGAAAGUACUGUUGCUAAUA
Rosa chinensis is the source of this 3167-nucleotide messenger RNA. RefSeq names its product probable methionine--tRNA ligase. The coding region runs from base 168 to 2117 and encodes 649 amino acids. The record is from RefSeq and is a predicted model, not a curated record. NCBI's taxonomy places the organism in Eukaryota, Viridiplantae, Streptophyta, Magnoliopsida, Rosales, Rosaceae. Gene Ontology annotation, molecular function: ATP binding; methionine-tRNA ligase activity. Gene Ontology annotation, cellular component: aminoacyl-tRNA synthetase multienzyme complex; cytosol. The transcript is spliced from 13 exons. Gene Ontology annotation, biological process: methionyl-tRNA aminoacylation.